UUUAUACUUUGUUAGUGACAAAGUUUACGAGGUCUAUAUACAGUUAUACACACAAAUUCGUUUUCAUUUUUAUUAUUUUUUAAAUUUAAUUUGGUUGAGUUGAAUUGAAUUGAUGACAUCGAGAACUUUGAGGCGGCGACUCCAUCACGGAGAUGUUGAUGGGAGAAAUCGUGAGCAUUUGGAGACUUCUGGUUUCGAUAGUUUAAGUGAACCUUUGUUAGCUAACUAUGAUGAUGAUAAUUCCGUCUCUCAGGGACGUAGAGUAGAUGAUAUUUGGGAUGAUCAAAGGAGAAUGGAGCGCUUGCAUUGGACUUCUCUCUUUUCUCAGUUGAUUGCACAAUGGACACAAUGGUUAGCAAAUAUUGUUUUUGGAUCUGGAUCACUUAUUGGACGACUUUUGCCUCUCUCUUCUGGCACUCAAAAUGGACUAAGUCGGAAGCUUUUUCCAUCUUCACUUAGUCCUCUACAGGAAGAAAGGCUUAGACAUCUACAACAAAGGCUGGAAGUCCCUUUUGAUGGAUCACGUGUGGAACAUCAGGAUGCUCUAAAACAGUUAUGGAGGCUAGCUUGUCCUGGUAGGGAUUUGCCAGCUCUGAAAUCGGAGCUUUGGAAAGAAAUGGGUUGGCAAGGCACAGACCCUUCAACAGAUUUUCGAGGUGGAGGAUUUAUAUCAUUGGAGAAUCUCAUUUUCUUUGCCAAGAAGUAUCCGGACUCAUUUCAGAGAUUGUUGCAUAAACAAGACGGAGCGAGAGCUGAGUGGGAGUACCCUUUUGCGGUAGCUGGCAUCAACAUUUCAUUUAUGUUGAUACAAAUGUUGGAUCUUCAAUCAGGGAAGCCAUCUUCUUUGGCUGGAAUUCGUUUCUUAGAACUUCUGAAGGAAGAAGAAAUGGCAUUUGAUAACCUUUAUUGUGUAGCCUUUCAAAUGAUGGAUGCUCAAUGGCUUGCCAAGCGGGCUUCGUAUAUGGAAUUUAAUGAUGUUUUGAAGUCUACAAGAACACAGUUAGAACGGGAGCUGGCACUGGAGGAUGUCUUUAGUGUGAAAGAUUUACCAGCAUACACUUUGUUGAAUAGAUGAUCAAAACAUAUAAUUCUAAAAUGCAUCAAUGUGUU
Pistacia vera is the source of this 1110-nucleotide messenger RNA. RefSeq names its product ELMO domain-containing protein A-like. NCBI's taxonomy places the organism in Eukaryota, Viridiplantae, Streptophyta, Magnoliopsida, Sapindales, Anacardiaceae. The record is from RefSeq and is a predicted model, not a curated record. The coding region runs from base 113 to 1075 and encodes 320 amino acids. The transcript is spliced from 13 exons.